Molecule: messenger RNA, 2720 nt
Organism: Oryza sativa Japonica Group (Japanese rice)
Lineage: Eukaryota; Viridiplantae; Streptophyta; Magnoliopsida; Poales; Poaceae
Product: ABC transporter E family member 2
Biological process (GO): ribosomal subunit export from nucleus; translational termination; translational initiation
Molecular function (GO): ATP binding; ribosomal small subunit binding; iron ion binding
Source: RefSeq, a predicted model, not a curated record
CACACGCGACGCGACACGGUCGCUAGUGCGGCGCGGCCCACCAAGGCACCAACACGUAAGGCAACACAAGACAAACCAAACAAACACAAGAGAGUAGUAGUUUUUUUACUUUUAGGGCUCUCCCAGAUUUCCUCUCCUUCCUCGCGCCGCGGCGAUCGAUCGAUCGGUUUCCGGCUAGCUUCCGAACCGGGCAAAAAUCCCCAAAUCGAUCCGCCGCGAGAGGAGAGGCGGGCGGCGAUGUCGUCGUCGUCGUCGGGGAGGUCGAGCCGGAUCGCGGUGGUGACGGAGGACCGGUGCCGGCCCAGCAAGUGCGGCCAGCAGUGCCGCAAGCGCUGCCCCGUCAAUGCCACCGGGCGUCAGUGCAUAGAAGUUACUCCAUCAUCGAGAGUAUCCUUAAUUUCUGAGGAACUAUGUAUUGGAUGUGGUAUUUGUGUGAAGGUAUGUCCCUUUGAUGCUAUCCAGAUUAUAAACUUGCCAAGUGAUCUUGACAAGGAGACGACACAUCGCUAUGGACCAAAUUCAUUUAAGCUUCACAGGCUGCCUGUUCCAAGACCAGGGCAAGUGUUGGGCUUGGUAGGGACAAAUGGUAUUGGUAAAUCAACGGCACUUAAAAUUUUGGCAGGGAAGGUGAAACCCAACUUGGGUAAAUUCACAGAUCCCCCAAAUUGGGAUGAAAUUAUGAGGAAUUUCCGUGGAUCUGAACUCCAGAAAUACUUUACUCGUCUGCUGGAAGACAAAAUGAAGGCAACUAUGAAACCACAAUACCUUGAUCACAUUCCUAAAUCUGUUACAGGGAAGGUUGGAGAUCUUCUUAGCAAGAAAGAUGAGAGACAUAUGAAAAACCUACUGUGUGAUACUCUCGAGUUGAAUCAAGUUCUUGACCGAGAUGUCUCAGCUCUAUCUGGUGGUGAACUCCAGAGAUUUGCAAUAGCUGCCCGUGCUAUGGAAGAAGCAGAUGUUUAUAUGUUUGAUGAGCCAUCCUGCUAUCUUGAUGUGAAGCAAAGGCUGAAAGCUGCACAAGUUAUUCGCUCUUUGCUUCAGCCCAAAAACUAUGUAAUUGUUGUGGAGCAUGAUCUUAGCAUACUGGACUACCUAUCAGACUAUAUAUGCUGUCUUUAUGGGACUCCUGGAGCAUAUGGUGUUGUUACUUUGCCCUCUUCUGUUAGAGAAGGAAUCAACAUUUUCCUGGAUGGCUUUAUACCAACAGAAAACCUACGUUUCCGCGAGGAGAAACUUACAUUUAGAGUUACCGAGUCUACUGAGGAAAUCGUAGAGGGUCAGACAUACCAAUGCUACCGAUAUCCUACAAUGACAAAGACAAGGUGUGGCUUUAAGCUAUCAGUCACUGAAGGCAGCUUUAAUGAUUCCCAGAUAAUUGUAAUGCUUGGUGAGAAUGGUACUGGGAAGACGACAUUUAUCCGUAUGCUGGCAGGACGAGUGAAGCCAGACAAAGUAGGAGACGAAGAAGUUGACGUGCCUGAAUACACUGUCUCAUACAAGCCUCAGGAAUUGAUAUCUAAAUAUAGCUCUACAGUGAGGGAUCUUCUAUUCGAGAAAGUACCUGGAUCAUGCACUCAAGCCCAGUUCAGAUCUGAUGUCAUGAAACCACUGAAAAUUGAGCAACUCAUGGACAGGCAGGUUCCAACUCUUUCUGGAGGGGAGCUGCAAAGGGUUGCGCUUUGUCUUUGUCUUGGGAAGCCUGCUGAUAUUUACCUCAUAGAUGAACCAAGUGCCCAUCUUGAUUCAGAGCAGCGCCUUCUUGCAGCGAAGGUCAUAAAAAGAUUUAUCCUCCAUGAAAAGAAAACUGCUUUUGUUGUUGAGCAUGAUUUUAUCAUGGCAACCUACCUUGCUGAUAAGGUGGUGGUUUUUGAGGGAAAACCUUCUGUUGACUGUAUUGCAAAUGCACCAGAACCCCUGGCCUCUGGGAUGAACCGUUUUCUUUCGCAUCUUGAUGUCACAUUUAGGAAAGAUCCUACAACCUACAGGCCUAGGAUCAACAAGCUAGGCUCUAUAAAGGAUGCUGAGCAGAAAGCUGCAGGAUGUUACUACUACCUUGAGUAUUAACAAAGCUUUCGCAAGGGGCAACUCUACUUCUGCAAAAGCUCCUUCGGAGCAGAACAGCUCGGCUCGCGUUAUCAUGCACAUACUUGCACGCAUACAUGAGUCUGCCAGUGCUCUCGGAAUGUCUUUGCACUGCUUUCCAAUAAGCAAUAUAGUAGAUGCUCUUUGAUGUUUAAAUUGACAUGCAGAUUGGUCAUCUAUCUUUACAGGAAUGUUUUGGCACGGCACCAGGGUAUGCCCCGGAACUUCGUGGGCAGGAUCGAUUUGAAAUGACAUCUGAAAUCUAAGCACAAGCACUAUAUAUAGCAUGGGAGGUUGGGUUGAUGAAAUUUUAUGAAGAUCGGGGUGAAGCUAUUGCCUGAAUUGGACGGGGUUUGAACAAGUGAUCAAAUCAGGGUUGAAUUGUAUUUUUGAAGCCGUCGAGAAAAUGCAAGUUGUUAUCGCAGUCUGCAGUUAAAUGCACGUUUCAGUGACUUCUUAUUAGUCUAUUGUUGGAUUAAUUAGUAUCGUUUAUGGCUUUUAUGCUAAAAAUAUAUCUUGAAUUGUGAUUUUGGUAUUGUGCUUGCUUGGUAUUUUCGUUUCACCAAGUAGUACUCUGUUUGCGUUGUAGAACAGAGACAGACGAAUAAAUAUCGUGCUUUGAUUGGUUUUAUUUUGUC